CUGAAAAGGUGACAUCCUUGGGUAAAGACUGGCAUCGACCUUGUUUGAAAUGCGAAAAGUGUAAGAAAACUCUUUCCUCCGGUUCACAUGCUGAACACGAUGGAAAGCCGUAUUGUAACAAACCAUGCUAUUCAGCAUUGUUUGGACCAGGAGGUUUCGGCCGUGGUGGAACUGAAAGUUACAAAUAUUAAUGUACACGAUGGAAUCCUCGGAGCAUGGACCAAUAUCGAUUUUUUUAGCUUUUACAACAGCAUACCAUAGUCUUUUAAAAUAUAAGUACUGUAAUUAUGCAAGUAAUACGAAUAUCUUCGAAUUAUUGUAGGCCUGUAUUUUUCAUAUUCUAAUAAUGAUAUAUAACAGUUUGAGUACGAUAAGCAAAAAUUAAAUUAUGAAAAAGGAUGACAAACAUA
Messenger RNA from Anneissia japonica, 410 nucleotides. RefSeq names its product cysteine-rich protein 1-like. NCBI's taxonomy places the organism in Eukaryota, Metazoa, Echinodermata, Crinoidea, Comatulida, Comatulidae. The record is from RefSeq and is a predicted model, not a curated record.